Molecule: messenger RNA, 1641 nt
Organism: Medioppia subpectinata
Lineage: Eukaryota; Metazoa; Arthropoda; Arachnida; Sarcoptiformes; Oppiidae
Source: the annotation of a GenBank genome assembly
AUGGCUGCUAUAAGCAAAUAUAUACGUGCUGGAUCAUUUGGCAGUUUAAUAUUCACCAUAUGGUUGGCAAACAGUUUGUUUUGGAUUCAGUUGUUUGGCAAUGAAUUUCUAUCUAAUUUAGCGAACCCUCCGUUGCGUUCAAUAAACAGCAUCGAAGAUAUAGGGCCCGAAAUUACGUACCAAGAUAAAUAUUCUUACAACAUUUAUGAUCCAGAAAUGAUUAAGAAAAUUUACCAUGGUAACUACGUGUUUAUAUUGGCAGAAGCUCACCUUGGUAUCUUUGCCCGACUUCACCCGACCCUAGCAUUUCAUAAGUCAAGUGAGAACUCCAUGUUGACGAUCAUGGCUGAGACUGGUCAAACUUUAGACCGUAAUAGAUUUGGUGAUAAACUAAUACGUGAUCAUUUCGAUGAUAAUGACCAGGAUAGUUCUGAUACGGAUUUCUCACAUUGGAUCCCAACAUGUUACAUUAAUAAAAUAAAUACCGAAAUCAAUGUGUGGGGCAGAUGUGGUCGACCGGCACUACCACUACAUGCGGUGCUCACAGGCAUAGCUGCGGAACAGAAAUAUUUCAACGAUAACCAAACGGUGCGAAUCGAGUGCAGAGGUAAUGGCAAUGAAUUUCCAUACUAUGGACAGCAGAUACAGUGCCGAAGUGGCCAAUGGACUGGACCCUCAAUUCAUUGUGGUAAAGUAUAUACUAAAGUUUACUAUGGUCGCAUACUUAGUGCCCAACUGAUUAACCUGGAUAUAUACGACUGCAGCCAAACACUAGUCAUAUCACAACCAAUAGUGAUGGACGUCGACGACGGGGACAGCGCCGACGGACACCUCUACCGACAAACACUGCACCGUAACUCCUAUCACAUGUCGCGGGUAGGGGUGAACACAGACGUGGGCGCCGACGGCCAGUCCUGUUACCAAUUUAGGUUUAGUUUCAACGAGUCGGUCAACAUUUGGUACAUGUUUUUGGGUAUUGCCUAUCGAUUUGAGCAAAACCAUACCCAACAGUCAUGGGUGUUGCCAACUGUCCGGCCGUAUAUUAAUAAAUACAGGAUUUGCCAAACAUUGCGUACCAGUGCUACCAGUUCGACAACAUCUGGCAACUCUACAUACUAUCUCAACGGAUAUUAUUUUGUUUGCGAUGUGAUUGUAGCCGAUAUAUUGCCGCUCGACGAUAGAGUCGAUACUAUCGAUGUGAUUAUCGAUACAGAGGGUCGGGUGGCAGAGGUGUCAAUUGACGGCCUUUACCUUGUACAAACACUGGACACUAGACUAAACCCGCCAAAAACAGAUAAACCAAUACAAAACUGGACAUCUGCCUCAAUAGUUCUAAUGUUGUCCGUAUGGAUGACACUCAGGCGCUACACCCGACGGGUCAGUCGCCAGUUGUCUAUUGCGAGGGAAGCCCUGGUAUUGAAUAGUGGACACAAAUACCGGGUGUCCGUCACCGACACCUUUAACGAGGUCUACGCCGAUAUCACAGAGUAUAACAAAUAUAACGAACCUUACAGUGACAUCAACCAGGAGUUGGACGACCCGGUUUAUAAUAAUCUGAUCACUUCAAGAAGUUUCAUAGUCAAAUACCUAUCGAUCUUGCCCACUAAACAGUGGUUGGAUAAUAAUUUGUAUUCAAAAUAA